Messenger RNA from Schistosoma turkestanicum, 2556 nucleotides. The record is from the annotation of a GenBank genome assembly. NCBI's taxonomy places the organism in Eukaryota, Metazoa, Platyhelminthes, Trematoda, Strigeidida, Schistosomatidae.
CAGCUUCGUAUCGUGUUAAGUUUCAGUGUUUUGUGUUAGGUUUUCUGUCUAAAUGGACAGCCAUAAAUGCACCUAAGAAGGAAAUAAAUCCACGAAUAUACUUUAAUCAUCAAAACGUUUCAAUGUGCUCAUUAGUAAGCUCAAAUAAAGAAUAUAUUGAAUGUCAUAAAUCUUUAAAGCAUAGAAAACAAAUCUCUGAUCAUGUAGUAUCAGAAUGGUCAGACAAUGAAGAAAUGCAUUUAAAUUGUUGUGAACAGAGCAAAAAACAGAACUGCCUGUAUUAUAUACAUAAAUUAUUGAUCUUUCUGGAAAUAUUAACAGUGAGCAUCACAUUUUUUAGUCCUUUUUUAAUGCUAACCUUACCAAACAUUCAUUCAUCAUGGUGGUUUUCACUGCUUUCAUCCCCAGUUUCGUCAUCAAGCCCAUCAACAUCACCAAUCAGAUUUAUACACACACGCAGUAAAAUAAGUUCAAACCGUGAUGUUCCCCAUAAAAUGGAUAAAAAAAAUGAAGUGUACUAUGAAGUGAAAAUCAUCGAAAUGUGUACAAAGCUCUUAUUAUUUUCUUUGUGUUCGAGUUAUGUAUAUUCAACACGUUUUAAGGAACUAUUAUUUUGCAUACAUAAUAAAGAACCCUUCAUAUCAUAUUCACGUCUUAUUGGAUAUAAACGGUACAAGCAAUCAGAAAUGACGAGAUCUAUAUCUUCUUCAGUUCAUUUAGGUUGGCCCCAAAGCAAGACAAAACAAAGUUUGGCUUACAACUUUUUUAUUGAUUCAAUAACUGUCAUUGUAACAUUUUCAUUUUGGCUGAUAUUUUUAUCACACUGGAAAUCAGAUGAAAUGAUUAUGACUUCUCCUAAUAAUAGUAACGAAAAUUCAAAUUACAAAUUAAAAGCAUGCAAUCAUCUUCAACAUUCAAUACAGCUAACAAAUCCUUUUGGUCAUCGUGACCCCAAUGAAUUAAAUGUAUGUGAUAAAGCAAAAAAGUUGUACAUUGAGCAGAAGUUAAACCAGCUUAAAAUAAUCGCUUUAGACUUAUCUAUUGAUUUCGUAAAUAUACAUUUGUUCGUACAGUUAACUGCUGUAUUUCUCAUAAACUUUAAAACAAUUUUAGAUUGGUUAUCAUGUAAGUAUAAUGUGCAUGUUGUCCGUGCUCAAGAUGGAUUUUCACGUAAUUACAAAAUUGGUUCAGUCAAUUUGAAAUCCAUUGCUAAUUACAUUGUGCAAAAUGCAUUGGUUGAUUUUCAGCCUUAUGAUCCAUUAGUCAUUCGUCAAAAACGACACUCCAGAUAUAAUCAAUCGAUAUAUUCAGACUCUAUUCGAAAUACAACAAACAGCAAAUUACAACAUCAGGCAAAAAGUGAAUAUGAAGAAAUGAAAGUACUCAAAUUGAAACCAACAACUUCAACACAAACUAAAACUAAUUGUCAUCCUACACAAUUCAUUAAAGCAUUACAUCAUAAUAAUAAUACUAAUAAUAAUAACCCAUUACGUUUUCGAUAUAACAGUAAUAGUACUGUUGCUGCUACUGCGAUUUCUGGUCAUACAGAUAAUUCAACUAAUAGAACAGAUUUCAAUGACACUGAAUCAAAUGUUGACAAUGAAUGUACCGAAGAGAAUCCACGAAAAUCUUGUGAAACAUUUGAUUUUUUAAAAAUGCCUGAUAUUUAUGAAUUAAAUGUUCAAGCGGCUAAAAGACUUAAAAGUCAAAUAAAUUGUUUAAAAUAUAAACGAAAAUGUCAAAUACGAUUAAUUGCAUUGAUUAAUGAUUUAUUCAAUUCUGUCUAUGCUAAAUCCGAUUCAACAAUGAAUGCUCUAGAAUCUUCAUCAGAAAAUCAGUUACAAAAGUCAAGUGAAUAUAUAUUUCAAAAAUUAUUUGGACCAAUAAGUAAAUAUUUACGUCUUACUAAACAACAUACUUAUCAUACUAGAAGUAUGAUAUUAAAUCGGCUUAGAAUAUAUUUACAAUACAAUAUGUCAGCUGAAUCAUUUCUCAGCAUCUAUUUCAAUCCACCAAAUGAACUAUUUUACUUACAAUGCUAUGAUCAUCAAUAUGAUAAUAAAAUUAUUAAUUCUAGAAAUAAUAAUAAUAAUAAUAAUCAACAUCAUAAACAUAAAACAUGUCAAAAGGAUACAAAUAUUUUGAAAUUUUGGAAAACAUCUUCAACAGAAAAGAGUAUAAAUAAUACAUUGAAACAAUCAGCCAAAAGUACAAAUAUUAAAAAUGAGUUUAAUUCAAAUAUAAAAGUAUUUCAAACAUGGAAAUUAAGAUUAUGUGAUCCAUUGAUUAAUUCUUCAGUGUAUGAUGGUUUUCGAUUUGAAUUGGUUCGUUCAAAUGUGAAAUUAUUUUGUGUUGUCAAACAAUUUACAACACUUCAAUUGAUUAAAGCUAAUCUACCAGUUUGGUGGUCAGGUAUUACAUAUGAACGUAAUAAUAUGAUGUUACCACCGUCUACUGUUGAAACAUGCAUUGGAAGUUCAGAGAAUACAGCUGAAAUUAGGCUUUAAAUAUGUACAUUUCAUUAUUUUUUUCUUCCAAUAAAACAUUUUCGAAAUA